GGACUGGAGGACCGAGCGUGAGCGGCUGGUCCUCCAGCUAACAAAAACAAAAACAAAAACAGAAUUAGCUGGAAAAACUCAGCAGGUCUGGCAGCAUCGGCGGAGAAGAAAAGAGUUGACGUUUCGAGUCCUCAUGACCCUUCGACAGAACUUGAGUUCGAGUCCAGGAAAGAGUUGAAAUAUAAGCUGGUUUAAGGAUAUUAAAUGGGAAGGAUUUGCAGACGGGAAACUCAAACCAAAUGUCACAUCAAGAUCUUAAGAGUCACUCGAUUCAUUAGGGCCUGAAUAUCGGCAGACUUUGACCAUGGAAGGAAAAGGAUAUGAGAAGGGGCGAAUUGACAGACGGGAAACUCAAUUCAAGAAUCACAUCCAGAUCUGAAACAUUCACUCCGUUCAUCGGGACUUGACUGUCAUCAGCAUUGAAUGUGGAAGGAAUAAGGGUAUAAGAAGGGAAGAACUUGCAGUCAAGGAACUCAAACCAAACAUCACAUCAGGAUCUGAUGGAAUUGGCCAAUUUAUCGUAAUCUGAAUAUCUUCGGAUUUUGAACAUGGAAGGAAAAAGCACUGUUCACAGUGGGAACAAACCGUGGAAAUGUGGGGACUGUGGGAAGGGAUUCACUCGGUCAUCCCAUCUGCUCAUACACCAGCGAGUUCACACUGACGAGAGACCUUUUAAAUGUCCAGACUGCGGGAAGUGCUAUAAAAGUUCUGGGAACCUGAUGUCCCAUCAACGUGUUCACACUGACGAGAGACCAUUCAGGUGCUCUCACUGUGGGACUGGGUUCAGAGAAUCAUCCCAACUCACUGUGCACCAGCGAGUUCACACUGGGGAGAGACCGUUCACCUGCUCCAAGUGUGGGAAGGGAUUCACUCAAUUAUCCCAUGUGCUGAGACAUGAGAGAGUUCACACUGGGGAGAGACCUUAUAAAUGCCCAGACUGUGGGAUGUGCUAUAAAAGUUCUGGGGAACUGAUGUCCCACCAACGUGUUCACACUGACAAGAGACCAUUCAGGUGCUCUCACUGUGGGGCUGGGUUCAUGCUAUCAGCGGAAUUCACUGCACACCAGCGAGUUCACACUGGGGAAUGGCCCUUCACCUGCUCCAAUUGUGGGAAGGGAUUUGCUCAGUCAUCCCAAUUGCUGACACACCAGCGAGUUCACACUGGAGAGAGGCCGUUCACCUGUUCCGAGUGUGGGAAGGGAUUCAUUCGGUCAUCCCACCUGCUGACACACCAGCGGGUUCACACUGGGGAGAGGCCUUUCACCUGCUUUGAAUGUGGGAAGGGAUUCGCUCAGUCAUCCACUCUGGUGUAUCACCAGCGAAUUCACACUGGGAAUAGGCCAUUCACCUGCUCCGAGUGUGGGAAGAGAUUCACUCGGUUAUCCCACCUGCAGAAUCACCAGCGAGUUCACGUGGGGCGAAGCAGUUCACCUGCUCUGAGUGUGGGAACAGAUUCACUACCUCAUCCCAGCUUUCUUCACCUCCUAAACUCUCUGCGCCAUUGUUGCCACUUGCACAUUGCGACAACUGAUCUUCAGUGGGAAAAUGAACAACUUUCCGAUCGAGUUGUUUCUGGGGCGCAUGGCAUUGUCACCACCAUUACUUUGCUACUGUCGCUAAGAGUUUUCAGAUGGAAGGAAAAAGCACUGUUCACAGUGGGAAGAACCCGCACAUCUGUUCUGUGUGGACGAGGCUUCAGCCGAUUAUCUGGUCUGUCGAGACACAAGCACAGUCACAAUGGGGAGAUAUCGUGUAAAUGUGGGGAUUGUGGGAAAGAAGGCAAUUUCCUGUCAAAGCUGGAAACUCAUCAGUGCAGCCACACUGGGGACAAACCAUUCACCUGCUCUGAGUGUGGAAAGGGAUUCACUCAGUCAUCGAACCUGUGGACACAUCAGCGAGUUCACUCUGACGAGAGACCUUUUAAAUGUCCAGACUGUGGGAAGUGCUAUAAAAGUUCCGGGGAGCUGAUUCGUCAUCAACAGGUUCACACUGAUGAGAGGCCAUUCAGGUGCUCUCAGUGUGGGGCUGGGUUCAGGAGGCCAGUGCACCUCACUGAACACCAGCGCACUCACACUGGGGAGAGGCCGUUCACCUGCUCAAAGUGUGGGAAACGAUUCAUUACCUCAUCCCAUUGGCUGAGACACCAGCGAGUCCACACAGGUGAGAGGCCGUUCACCUGCUCAAACUGUGGGAAAGGAUUCAUUACCUCAACCCACCUGCAGUCACACCAGCGAGUUCACACUGAGAAGAGACCUUUUAAAUGCCCAGACUGCGGGAAGUGCUAUAAAUGUUCUGGGGACCUGAUGUCCCAUCAACGUGUUCACACUGACGAGAGACCGUUCAGGUGUUCUCACUGCGGGACUGGAUUCAGGUGGCCAUCUCAACUCAUUGUGCACCAGCGAGUUCACACUGGGGAGAGGCCUUUCAUCUGCUCCAAGUGUGGGAAGGAAUUCAUUAACUCAUCUAACCUGCUGAGACACCAGCGAAUUCACAAGUGACUACAGUGAUUGGAUUUUGCUGUUAAUCACAUCCAGGACUGAAGUUCAUUGGGGUCUGUUUUUGCUGAUGUUAAUAAACCCCAGCCCAGUUAUAAGUUUUCUGGAUGAAAGUCAAAUAAAUCAGGUUGUGUUAAAAACAUCGAGUUGAGUC
Molecule: messenger RNA, 2649 nt
Organism: Carcharodon carcharias (great white shark)
Lineage: Eukaryota; Metazoa; Chordata; Chondrichthyes; Lamniformes; Lamnidae
Product: zinc finger protein 420-like
Exons: 6
Coding region: 549-2498 (649 amino acids)
Biological process (GO): regulation of transcription by RNA polymerase II
Molecular function (GO): DNA-binding transcription factor activity, RNA polymerase II-specific; RNA polymerase II cis-regulatory region sequence-specific DNA binding
Source: RefSeq, a predicted model, not a curated record